CACAUGAAGUGGUGGAUAUAUUGCAGCAGGCAGUGCACAGCUGUACUAGGUGUCCUGCAGCUCCUGUGUGACACAUAGUUCUACACUCUGCCAGGCAUGAUGAAGACCCAGGUGGUGGCACUGGCAGUGGUGGUGGUGCUGGUGGUGAGCUUCAUGCAUGUCCAUGCUUGGUGUACAGAGGGCCAGACGGGGAGCAACGGCUGCAACACCUGUACAUGUUUCAACACCAUGGUAAUCUGCACCAGGCGGCAGUGUGGCCAAGGGAAGAGGCUUGGAUGGUGUAAGGGUGCACCAGGCAGCUUCUGGAUGGACAACUGUCACCAGUGUAGCUGCUACAGAGGAAAGUAUCAGUGUGUCCUGAAGCCUGACUGUGUGACAGGGAAGAAGAAGUAUCCUAAUUGCAAAGGUGAAUCGUUAUUCCUGUACGAAUGCAACAACUGUAGAUGUGGAGGCAAUGCCACACACCCGGCGUGCACCAAGAAAGGCUGCCCCUCACAGUUUCAGAAAAUGGUGCUUAUGUAGACGAUUAACAUCAGCAAGAACAGCACUUCGCCCAAUGCAGCAACAGAAGCACAUCAUCACAAAGCAGCAAUGACAGCACCUAACCCUGAUGUAGUAUUAACAGCACUUCACCAUAUGUAAUGCCAGCAACUCAUCCUUAUGCAGCCUUGAAAGCAAGUCGUCACACUGCAGCAGUCACCACACCUUGCAGUAAUGAAAUGAAAGCAGCUCCUCACCCUGAUGCAGCAGCAAUACCUGACAGCACCUCACCCUGAUGCAGUAACAAGAGCACCUCCCCCUAAUGCAGCAGUAAUGAAUCAGCUACAUAAUGAUACACCACACCUCCACUAUCGCCACCCCAGCUCCCAGACACUCACUGCUGCCACCACCUUUUCCUCUAACACUCAGCACCACACCAUCACCUCCUGAGUCAGUGCAGAGCAGAAUAAACCUACACAAGCUUCA
Messenger RNA from Scylla paramamosain (green mud crab), 966 nucleotides. RefSeq names its product serine protease inhibitor I/II-like. Bases 97 to 522 code for a protein of 141 amino acids. Gene Ontology annotation, molecular function: peptidase inhibitor activity. The transcript has 5 exons. The record is from RefSeq and is a predicted model, not a curated record. NCBI's taxonomy places the organism in Eukaryota, Metazoa, Arthropoda, Malacostraca, Decapoda, Portunidae.